CGGGGCGCUGAUUCGGCCGGAGCUGCCAGCGGGGUGGCUGCUGCCGCGGGUUGUUACAGCUGCUGGAGCAGCACCGGCCCCGGUCCCGGCCCCGGGCACCCCUCCUGGGCCCUAGACGGCCGGCCCUGUACGCGGCAGGAGAGGGGCGGCAGGAUGAACGUGGGCACGGCGCACAGUGAGGUGAACCCCAACACGCGGGUGAUGAACAGCCGCGGCAUCUGGCUGUCCUACGUGCUGGCCAUCGGGCUUCUGCAUGUCGUGCUGCUCAGCAUCCCCUUCGUCAGCGUCCCUGUGGUCUGGACCCUCACCAACCUCAUCCAUAACAUGGGCAUGUACAUCUUCUUGCACACGGUGAAGGGGACACCCUUCGAGACUCCGGACCAGGGCAAGGCGAGAUUGCUAACCCACUGGGAGCAGAUGGACUAUGGGGUCCAGUUCACAGCGUCUCGGAAGUUCUUAACCAUCACCCCCAUCGUGCUGUACUUCCUCACCAGCUUCUAUACCAAGUAUGACCAGAUUCAUUUCAUCCUCAACACCGUGUCCCUGAUGAGUGUGCUCAUUCCCAAGCUGCCCCAGCUCCAUGGCGUCCGGAUUUUUGGAAUCAAUAAGUACUGAGGGCACAGCCCCGUCCCCUGCCUGGCUGGCGGGGGAGGGUAGAAGCCUGUGCUGUGAUGCUGAAGACAGACGGAGCCUCUGGAUCCUGCUAGAGAUGGGGGUCGAGCCUCUGGGCCCUAGUUUGCCCCCUCACUUCCCCUGGUAGCCUACUUGAAGUAGCUUGUAGUGGGGUUCGGGUGGGCCCCCCCCCAGGUCUCUGACCCUUUCUGAUAUUUUUGAUCUUUUCUUUUUGCCUUUUGGAUAGAGACUUCGUGGGGGCAGUCAUGGAAUGGGCUGGGCUCCCAGCUGAAUGCAGAUCUGUGAGGUUGGGACAAGAGAAACCCCUGCUCACUUGCUCAUCCUCAGACUGCUAAAGCACUUUAACCCCUGCAAGGGGAGCAUGGGGGACGGUACAGCUUCUAGAUGGUUUUACUUUAAUUCUUAAGUCUUUAGGAUGACACUCAGUAUGUGCUUGUACAUGUAAAAGCAAGCGCAUGAUGGUGCCCCAUCCCUCUGGGUGGAGAACUGUCUAUUGAGUCUUGUGCUUUUGGCAGCUCCCCUACAACCCACCCUGGGUACUGGAUUGGAGCGGGGAGGGUCAGGAGAAGGUGGGUGGGGCUGGGUGUGGCUGGCCUGAUCCCA
Lontra canadensis (Northern American river otter) is the source of this 1236-nucleotide messenger RNA. RefSeq names its product ORMDL sphingolipid biosynthesis regulator 3 (gene ORMDL3). The record is from RefSeq and is a predicted model, not a curated record. The transcript is spliced from 4 exons. Gene Ontology annotation, cellular component: endoplasmic reticulum membrane. Lineage: Eukaryota; Metazoa; Chordata; Mammalia; Carnivora; Mustelidae. Gene Ontology annotation, biological process: intracellular sphingolipid homeostasis; ceramide metabolic process; negative regulation of ceramide biosynthetic process. Bases 154 to 615 code for a protein of 153 amino acids.